UGGGCGGAGUUCGGCCCGGAAUAGAAGCAGCCUCCCCUAUUAUCCCGCACCCUGGCCCUCAGGAUUUGAGUUUGAGAGGCAGGGGCGGCUCAAAGGGCGAGAGUCCUCGGCCAGACCUCGGCGGGCGAGCGUUCAAGGCCGUCCUGCAGCUGGGAGGAGGCAAGUUGGGGGCGGGGCUCAGGUGGCCGAAGCCGGUCGUGGAGCAUCUCUGCCAGAGUAUUGGUAUCUUAGGAGUCUGUGGAGGUGUCCAGUGAUAUAUCCUGAGAGAAGAUGGGAAAGGGCUGCAAGGUUGUGGUCUGUGGCUUGUUAUCUGUGGGGAAAACAGCAAUUUUGGAGCAGCUUCUUUAUGGGAAUCAUACUAUUGGAAUGGAAGAUUGUGAAACAAUGGAAGAUGUAUAUAUGGCUUCAGUGGAAACAGAUCGGGGAAUAAAGGAACAGUUACAUCUUUAUGACACCAGAGGCUUACAGGAAGGCGUGGAGCUACCAAAGCAUUAUUUUUCAUUUGCUGAUGGCUUUGUUCUUGUGUACAGUGUGAAUAACCUUGAAUCCUUUCAAAGAGUAGAGCUUCUGAAGAAAGAGAUUGAUAAGUUCAAAGACAAAAAGGAGGUAGCAAUUGUCGUAUUAGGAAACAAAAUUGACCUUUCUGAGCAGAGACAAGUGGAUGCCGAGGUGGCACAGCAAUGGGCAAGAAGUGAGAAAGUACGCCUGUGGGAGGUAACGGUUACAGAUCGGAGAACUCUGAUUGAGCCUUUCACUCUCUUAGCCAGCAAACUUUCCCAGCCCCAGAGCAAAUCAAGCUUUCCUUUGCCUGGGAGGAAAAACAAAGGGAACUCUAGCUCCGAGAACUAAAAAUCAGUAAUGCUACAACUGUCUGUUGAAUAGUGAUUGCCUUUAGGUGUCCAUGAACAUAUUUAAAACAAGCCAUUUGCAUCUACCUUUGGUCCUUAGGAAACCUUUAAGGAAGUCAUGUACUUUAGGUCAUAAAUUAUUUGGGCUAAGUUUAUUGCCUGAUAUGAAGUAAUAUAUUUGCAUUGUCAUUGUUUGAAACUUGUCACCUAAUUUUUGUUGCACUUGUCCAAAGAGUAAAAUAAAGUUUGGGUAGUAUGUAGGUAUGUCUGUAAGACCAGUAGCUCCACAACCCCCAACUUGUUUCAGAAGCCAUUUUUCUGUGUAACUUUAUGCAAACUUCUCUGCUCAAAUAUACCUUUGUUUUUAAGAAGUUCAUUAAUCAUCUAAUGUCUAGAAUUAUAAAAUGACAUUUUUAGAUCACAAACGGUAAACAAUUUAGGUGUUAAAUUUUAUCUCAUGGAGACCUUGCUAAAUAGAACAAAACCUAUGAUUUAACUUUGUUCAAAUUAUAUGUUUAGCAUGACUUGAGGUAGUAGAUGGUGUAAAUACGUUCAAAGCAUUUGCUCUUUAGAAAACCACUAAGCAUUGAAGGACACUAAAGCUUCCAUUCCCACAAGUAUUACUAUACCUCUUCAACAGUUUUCUGGAUACAUAGUCAUGUGGAAUAAAAUGUAUCAUAAAAAUACUGGACUUCAGGUUAGAUACUGGAGUUUGUACUAUGGUAUUCUUUGAAGAUUUUGGCAAUAUCCGGGCAGUGGGACUAACUGUAUUUCACAAGUUGACGAUACUGUAACUAAUUUUAGAAGUAGGAAGCAAGCUGCUUAGGAUUUCAACUGACAAAGCAGCUUUUUUUUUUUUUUAGAAGUAGGGGCAGGGAGCAGAGGGAAAGUGAAAGAAAGAAUCUUAAGCAGGUUCCGUGCUGGAUCUCACAACCCUGUGAUCAUGACCUGAGCCACAAUCAAGAAUUGGAUGCUUAACCACCUGAGCUACCCAGGCACCCCUCAGCUAUUUGAUCUAUAUGUAAAAUAUGAAAUAAGCUGUUCAGCAAAGACAUGUUAAAAAAAUCUAGUACACUUUUUUUUUAAGUAAACUCUACCCAUGGAGCUCAAAGUCAGGACCCCAAGAUUAAGAGUCUCUACCAACAUUUCUUAAGUGGAGUAUUUUCAAGGCUAGGUUCAGUGACUUUAAAGUUAAUUGGUUCAUUUCUGUGAGAGUUCAAACGAAGAACUGCAUAAAAUACAAAACUUGUAAAUCAGCUAGUAUUGCUUCCAUUUAACUGGCUAAAAUUCCUCAUCACAAAUACAUUUUUUUUGCCAAAAAACCAUUCAGAUAAUGGUUAAGUCAUUCCCUGAGGUUGAUCUGGGUUUCUUUUAAUUAUUUUUACAGAGAUGAAUACUUUUACAGUGAUUUAAAAAAGUUUCUCUGGAGUAGAUGCAAAGAAACAGAACUGCUGGAUAUAUGUAAACUUAGGUACUGCCAAAUUGCCCUCUCAGGGAGAUGUAUUAAUAUAGUCAUGAGAAUCCAUCUCUAACCUUUUCUAAGACACCUCAAAC
Molecule: messenger RNA, 2402 nt
Organism: Zalophus californianus (California sea lion)
Lineage: Eukaryota; Metazoa; Chordata; Mammalia; Carnivora; Otariidae
Gene: NKIRAS1
Product: NFKB inhibitor interacting Ras like 1
Exons: 4
Coding region: 271-849 (192 amino acids)
Biological process (GO): canonical NF-kappaB signal transduction
Molecular function (GO): GTP binding; GTPase activity
Source: RefSeq, a predicted model, not a curated record